Nymphalis io (European peacock) is the source of this 2015-nucleotide messenger RNA. RefSeq names its product protein yellow-like (gene Y-b). The record is from RefSeq and is a predicted model, not a curated record. Bases 83 to 1420 code for a protein of 445 amino acids. The transcript has a single exon. NCBI's taxonomy places the organism in Eukaryota, Metazoa, Arthropoda, Insecta, Lepidoptera, Nymphalidae. Gene Ontology annotation, cellular component: extracellular region.
ACGCACGGCGAGGUGCUCGAGCGUCAGUCGCAUCGUUCGCGUCGCCCGCGCUGCACGCCUUUGAACCGGACCUCAAGCGAACAUGAAACUAUUAGUACUCAUCGCCGUCGUCGCUGCCGCGGCCGCUCAGCAACCGCCUCGCACGUCGGUCCCACAUAGGGAACAGUUCCGAGUUAUCUACGAGUGGCGCACAAUUGAUUUCGAAUGGGAAUCGCAAACUGAUCGUGAAACCUAUUUAAACACGAGUCGAUACAUUCCUAAAAAUGUAUUAAUUUCGGGAAUAAAUUUCUAUGAAGACAAAAUAUUUUUAACUCUUCCUCGUAUGUUGGACGGAGUGCCGGCCACCCUCGCCUAUAUACCAGCUUAUCAAAAUGAUACCACGGCCCCGAAAUUGAAACCAUUUCCUAGUUGGAGCGACAACAACAUCGGUAAUUGUGAUGCUCUACAAUUUGUGCAAAAUAUUGAAAUUGAUCGAAACGGUAUAAUGUGGAUUUUAGAUAAUGGUCGCGUCAGUACUCUGACUCAAAACCCCAGUACAAAGUGCCCGCCAUCGAUUGUAUUAAUUGAUUUAAAAUCAGGUGAGAAUAAAAUAGAGCGGAUACCGUUAUCCCAGGACACAGUCAAUCCUAGCACAACUUAUCUUAAUGACCUCGUAGUGGAUAAUCGUGAUGGUGACUACGCUUAUAUUACUGACAACAGUGCCGUCGAUCCAGGAAUUAUAGUAUUUCGACUUAGCGACAAAAAAUCAUGGAAGUUACGUGACAAAAAGUCAAUGUCAUCAGUUCCUGAAGCCGCUUUAUUCCGUCUCAAUGGAACAACAGUCAAUCUUCCUGUGAACAUCGACGGUAUAGCGCUUGGACCUCAGUUUUUGACCGAGAAUGAAAAUGUCGAUCGAACUGUUUACUUCUGCCCGCUUGCAAGCUUCCACCUCUACGCGAUAAAUGCAUCCGUUUUACGAAACGAAUCACUAUCUACAAGAAGCGAUGGUGCUUUACGCCCAUACGUGGUCGACCUCGGAACUAAAGCAUCACAAACGGACGGCAUUAAGAUGGAUUCAACGGGCGUGCUCUUUUUCGGUCUGAUUGGUAGUUCGACUGUAGCAGAAUGGAACACAACUGUCGACUUUAGCAUUGGGCAACGUACAAUCGCUCGCGAUCCAAAUUACAUCCAAUGGAUAGAUCGCUUUACAUUUGACGAUCGCGGUAAUAUCUAUGUUAUAAUAAACAGGCUAUAUAAUUUUGUGAAAAAUCAAGUGUCAGCGGAAGAAGUGAAUUACAGAAUUCUACGAUCUUACACCGGCUUGAAGAGUUACAUACAUUCCGAAGAUCUAAAGCCACCAACCCCGCCGCAAAAUGCAGCGCCAACUAAAACUAUUGCAGCUUCGAUGCUGGUAUUCGCUUUAGCCCAUCUUCUCGCUUAGUCACCUAAAGCUCUCGGUCAUUACACACGUCGACCGUGGAAUUACUAUACGACGCUCGAAUGAUGCGUGUAAACAUUACCAAAUAUUUAAAGUUACCUUGACCUCGUGGUCUUUCAGUGAUAAUGCGCAAUGUAGAUAGCUUUUUAUAUUAUUAAAAUAUUUUAAUCUAAGUCUUCUAUGUGAAAAAAUGAAUCUUGUGGUUUUUGAGCGCUUCGAAAGAUCGUUGAAGACGAUCUGUGUCGCCGCAUCUAAAACAAAAGGUCGGGGACGUGUUGCAAAAUGCCGCGUUACACUCAAUUGUAAACAUUCCAUACGUGUAGGUACAUCAGAAAUAUAAUAUUAUAUAUUUUUUCUAAUAUUAUGUUAAAUUAAUGGCCAAUUAAUUACAAGUAAGACCUUUCCCUUGUUAAUCUACUGAGAUACAACGUCGGAAAGCUUAUUUAUUUUUACCAUAUCAUUAUAAUUCUAGUUAUGAAAGUAGAGAUAAGCGAUAACAUAAAAAUGUAUAAUAUACUACAUAUACUACUGGAUAAUGUAUGUUUCUUAUAUGUACGGUUGUGUGCGACUUGGAAUAAACGUGUAUAACACAUUAUAA